AUGAAGCUCUCAGCCAUCGUCUCCCUUGUUCUUGUCCCUGCCAUUGUUCAAGGCUUAACCACAAGCUUCGACACAGUCUACGACAACGCUGCCGCGUCACUAGCCACCGUCGCCUGCUCUGACGGGCCUAACGGUCUGCUGACUAGAGGCUUCACAACCUUCGGCUCUCUGCCUCACUUCCCAAAUAUCGGCGGCGCACCCGCCGUCACAGGCCACGGCUCUUCUGCCUGCGGUACAUGCUGGCAGCUCGCCUUCAAAAAUUCUUCAGGAAUCACAAACACUAUCAAUAUUAUCGCCAUAGACGUCGCGACUCCCAACUUCAAUAUUGCUUUAGGAGCGAUGAACAAAUUGACCAAUAAUCAAGCUCAGCAGCUUGGUAGAGUUAGCAUCACCGCUACAGAGGUCGCGGCUUCGGCUUGUGGAUUGUAA
Messenger RNA from Psilocybe cubensis, 429 nucleotides. RefSeq lists its product as uncharacterized. Lineage: Eukaryota; Fungi; Basidiomycota; Agaricomycetes; Agaricales; Agrocybaceae. The record is from RefSeq and is a predicted model, not a curated record. The transcript has a single exon. Bases 1 to 429 code for a protein of 142 amino acids.